Messenger RNA from Synchiropus splendidus (mandarinfish), 2436 nucleotides. Its product is annotated as phosphatidylinositol 5-phosphate 4-kinase type-2 beta. The transcript has 10 exons. Gene Ontology annotation, molecular function: phosphatidylinositol kinase activity. The record is from RefSeq and is a predicted model, not a curated record. Gene Ontology annotation, biological process: phosphatidylinositol metabolic process. NCBI's taxonomy places the organism in Eukaryota, Metazoa, Chordata, Actinopteri, Syngnathiformes, Callionymidae. The coding region runs from base 377 to 1618 and encodes 413 amino acids.
UAGCGCCGUCGCCAUCUUGACGAGACCGUGAACGCAGCGCUGACAACAACCUACUCACGAUGGCACUCGGUGAAAGUGCGUCCCGCUAGUUUUGCGUUUCUCACCACAAACGGAGGGCAGCGGCUGUCUGAAGAGCGCCGGGGUUGUGUUUGAGAGCGGGCCUGCUCUCAAAGCCGAUGGCCGGCUAAGCGACUCUCUGGCUCCACCGCGGCCUGCUCGGGAGGAGGAAGGGUGGUGACGGCCGCCGACUCCCGACAACACGGCAGAUCCUCGCUCAGCAACAUGCACGUCUAGGUCGACACGCUUUUAACUUUGGGAUAUUUUUGUUCCGAGUGCGAGGCCAGUGUCUUGUGUUAUCCGGAAACCCGCCGGAGACAUGUCGUCCAACUGCACCAGCGCUGCGCUUGUCAGCGCCAGCAAAACCAAGACGAAAAAGAAGCAUUUUAUAGGUCAGAAAGUGAAACUGUUCCGCGCCAGCGAGCCCAUUCUCAGCGUCUUAAUGUGGGGUGUCAACCAUACGAUUAAUGAGUUAGGUAAUGUGCCUGUACCGGUAAUGUUGAUGCCAGACGACUUUAAAGCGUACAGCAAGAUCAAAGUGGACAACCACCUUUUUAACAAAGAAAACCUGCCUAGUCGCUUUAAGUUCAAAGAAUACUGUCCAAUGGUGUUUCGAAACCUGAGGGAGCGCUUCUGCAUCGACGACCAAGACUACCAGAACUCACUGACGAGAAGCGCCCCUCUGAACAGCGACACCCAGGGGCGCUUCGGUAACCGCUUCCUCUCCAGCUACGACCACCGCUUUGUGAUCAAGACGGUGUCCAGCGAGGACAUCGCCGAGAUGCACAACAUCCUGAAGAAAUACCACCAGUUCAUCGUGGAGUGUCAUGGCAACACGCUUCUGCCUCAGUUCCUGGGAAUGUAUCGGCUAACGGUGGACGGCGUGGAGACCUACAUGGUGGUGACCCGGAAUGUAUUCAGCCAUCGUCUCACUGUGCACCGCAAAUAUGACCUGAAGGGUUCCACAGUUGCCAGGGAGGCCAGCGACAAGGAGAAGGCGAAAGAACUCCCCACUUUCAAAGACAACGACUUCCUGAAUGAAGGCCAGAAGCUGCAGAUAGGCGACGACAACAAGAAAUACUUCCUGGAGAAGCUAAAACGAGACGUGGAGUUCCUGGCCACUCUGAAGAUCAUGGACUACAGCUUGCUGGUCGGCAUCCAUGACGUGGAGCGAGCCGAGCAGGAGGAGAUGGACGUGGAGGCCGGGGGAGAGGAGGAGGAGUACGAGAACGACGGCAUGGGCGGCGGCGUGCUCACCGGCUCCUUCGGCACGCCCCCCGACAGCCCCGGGAACCCGCUCAACUGCGGCAGCUUCUUCGGCCCCGGAGAGUUUGAUUCGUCUGUGGAUGUUUACGCAAUCAAGAGCCAAGACAAAGGUGCAGUCAAAAAAGAGGUUUACUUUAUGGCCAUCAUCGACAUCCUCACGCACUAUGACGCCAAGAAAAAAGCUGCACACGCUGCCAAAACUGUGAAACACGGGGCGGGAGCCGAGAUCUCCACAGUCAAUCCAGAGCAGUACUCCAAGCGAUUCUACGAGUUCAUGUCCAACAUCCUGUCAUAGACCCCGCCCCCUACGCCAGCAGCCCCGUCACUGAUCUGUCUAACAACUCGCACUUAUUUUUCUCCCGUCGUCACGUCUGUCCAUCUGUUUAAAAAGAAAAGAAGAAAAGAAAAAGAAACAAGCAGCGAGGAUUGUCCCAGCUCACCGGGAGAUGGACGCCACCUUCUACCCAUCCCGUCGAUCAUCUCCGAGUAGAUGAUUUUGGAACUUUGAUCCGCCGCCUCACGCCAGCACAGGACGUGUCUCACUGCUGCCUUGAACACGUGUGUCCGCUUCUGUCCGUACGCUCCUUCAGUUCCUGUUCACGCCGCUGUUGUCCUCCUGAGUUCUACUCCACAGGUGCGGAACAGUCCGAACGCAUGGCCGAGUCUUCGCCAGUCGCCAUCGCCAAUCUGACGCCAGGACAAACACGCUCAUCUAUUAACUGUGUAUAAAUUAAUGAAUGCAAUAUCCCAAAAAAUGCAUGGCUGAUGUGUACACCAGACUCCAACAUCCAACUUCGCAUCUGAGUGUUUUAACAAAAACAACAAAUCGGUGUUUUGAAUGUUACGUUGCCAUAUUGUUUUUGAAUAUUUGGGGGGAAUUUUAACCAUGAGCUUGGUGGAGGUUGGUCUUAACAAAAAAAAUAUUACACCUAAAAAAAUGGGAAUUCUGCAGCAAAAACAUGUUUUAUUACCAUCAGAAUCAUUUUUAUAUCUUGUUUACAUCAAUGUAGCAAUUUUGUGUUUGUAUACAGUAUUGUUUUGUUACCGACAGACAUUAGAAAAAAAACGGUUACUUGAAAUUGAUUCAUGCAUAUUAAAGGGAGUUUUAUCUUG